Messenger RNA from Pleuronectes platessa (European plaice), 3906 nucleotides. It is a transcript of the gene abi2b, whose product is annotated as abl-interactor 2b. The transcript has 10 exons. Gene Ontology annotation, cellular component: lamellipodium. NCBI's taxonomy places the organism in Eukaryota, Metazoa, Chordata, Actinopteri, Pleuronectiformes, Pleuronectidae. The coding region runs from base 56 to 1507 and encodes 483 amino acids. Gene Ontology annotation, molecular function: SH3 domain binding. The record is from RefSeq and is a predicted model, not a curated record.
CUCCACCACCUUCCUCCACUACACAUACACACACUGCUCCGCUAAAGAUGUGAAAAUGGCGGAGCUGCAAAUGCUACUGGAAGAGGAGAUUCCAGCAGGACGAAGCGCGCUACUGGACAGUUUCACCAAUUUAGAACGAGUCGCGGAGUACUGCGAGAGCAACUAUGUCCAGUCUCCAGACAAAGAGAGGGCGCUGGAAGAGACUAAGAACUACACCACCCAGUCUCUGGCCAGCGUAGCCUACCUGAUCAACACACUGGCCAACAAUGUCCUGCAGAUGCUGGACAUCCAGGCCUCGCAGCUCCGCCGCAUGGAGUCCUCCAUCAACCACAUCUCACAGACGGUGGACAUCCACAAAGAGAAAGUAGCACGGCGGGAGAUCGGCAUCCUCACCACCAACAAGAACACAUCCCGCACACACAAGAUCAUCGCCCCAGCCAAUCCUGAGAGGCCUGUGCGCUACAUCCGCAAGCCCGUCGACUACAGCCUGUUAGACGACAUGGGUCAUGGAGUCAAGGCCAGCGCCCAGAACAUGAAGGCCGGAGGAGGCGGACUCCCUCGCACCAACCCCCCCACACAGAAGCCCCCCAGCCCACCCAUGUCAGGCAAAGGGACCCUUGGGCGCCACUCCCCCUAUAGGACGCUCGAGCCGGUGCGUCCGCCCGUUGUCCCUAACGACUACGUCUCAAGCCCGACGCGCAACAUGGCGCAGCCCCAGCAGAGCCCUGCACGCACUGCAUCCGUUAAUCAGAGGAACCGCACGUACAGCAGUGGGAGCAGCGGAGGCAGCCACCCCAGCAGCAGUCGCAGCAGCAGCCGGGAGAACAGCGGCAGUGGCAGCGUGGGCAUACCCAUCGCUGUGCCGACCCCGGCCCCGCCCAAUGCCUUCCCAGGUGCUCAGCAGUUCUACAGCAUGAACCGCCCGGCGCAGCCACAGCUACAGCAGAACUCGCAGGUGGGAGGCUCCCUGCCGUACCGCCGGCCUUCGUCUGUCACCGGUCAGCCCAACAUGGCCCAGAGCCAGCUCAACGGGGGACCACACUUCGCCCAGAACCAAGCCGGCCCGCUCGCGCCCCCUCCCCCCUCCAUGCAGAUCACCCCUCAACUGCCUCUGAUGGGCUUUGUGGCCCGAGUUCAGGAGACUAUCUCAGACGUGCCGCCCCCACCUCCGCCUUCCGACGAGCCGGUGUUUGACGAGCCGACGCCUCCGCCACCGCUGCCGGAUGACUACGAGGAUGAAGAGGACGAAGACGAGUCGGCGGUGGUGGAGUACAGCGACCCGUACGCCGAGGAGGACCCGCCCUGGGCCCCACGCAGCUACCUGGAGAAAGUGGUGGCCAUCUACGACUACAGCUGCGACAAAGAGGACGAGCUUUCGUUCCAGGAGGGCGCCAUCAUCUACGUGAUCAAGAAGAACGACGACGGCUGGUACGAGGGCGUGAUGAACAGCACCACGGGCCUCUUCCCCGGCAACUACGUCGAGUCCAUCAUGCACUACGCCGACUGAACUAUCCCCCGUCUGAGAGGAAGAGGAGCGGGAGGAGCUCUUGAUGAGGAAGGGAAGGGGUUUAAGGUCAAAGACUGUGAUCAGGUAGAGUAUGAUCACCUCCGUGCACGGAGAGAAGAGAGAAGCAGGUGGGAAGACGGAGCAGUUUUUAAAGAAGUUGCAACAUGACAAACUGAAGCCCUGUCAUUCUCUCGACAUAGUCGCCAUUGUAAAACAACCACUACUCUAGAUAUAUCCUUCCCUGACAUAUUUCUUUCUUUGUUUCUUUAUUUGACUGAGGACUGGAACGGUGAUGGAUUUGUUGUAUUUUGAGAGUUUUGUGUUACAUCGUGAGGCCACUACAUUGAAUUUUUGCUUCAUCUGUUUCUUUUUUGGGAUUUGUUUAACCAAAUUGCCCUUAUUUUUAAGAAUAUUUAUUGGAUUUUGUAGUGGUAUAAAUGGUGAGCAGGUAGAUGGGGCUGCUGAGAGGGAUUUCUACGUUGCAGCCUCAGAGAAAGGGCUGGAGAAGAAUGUGUCGGCCCGUGUAGAUUCUCUCCUUAACACUCCAGAGACGUUUAAGAGAAAAACACACCUCUCGCUAUAUAUAUAUAUAUAUAUAUAUAAAGUAUGAUGCAACAACAAUAUCCUCGAAGGGGACAAAGUAGUCAUUUCUGUACUUGACAAAACUUUUUAGUUAGGUACCUCAGCAGGGAGUGCGCCAAAGCUGACAUUUAUUAAGAUAAGCACAUCAAAUGUCUUAAGGUGACACACUAAGCAAGAUGAAGGUGGGUCUGUGAAGACGCCUGAAGGCCAACGGAAAACCCCCGAGAGUGGUUUAAAUCCACAUUCACCUUUAUUUUCAAAGUUUAUUUAAUUAUCCGAAAAUGUUUUGCACCAUUGCAAGUCCGAGGUUGAACUCAAGGGGGCGAGUUGACUCACUACAUUCUCCACUUUUGCUGGCCAGUGUGCGUUUUAUGGGUCCAACCCACAAGUGAGAGGAGAGCAAGAGCUCGUCAGCUGCACAAUGACCUGGAUUAUGAAGUCUUACUCCGCAGCUCCUGUCGUGAACAGUAGGAACGUUUCAGCUCGGCCGGCGCACUAAUCGUUUGCAGUGAUCCUACGCACUCGACACGAAGGGUUGAUUUUUAUUUUUUAUGUUGUCAAGAGUUUUACCAAGGUGGUCCAGGAUCAAGUUUAGCUUGCAGAGCGGCAGACUGCAUGUUUCAACAAGGGGGAAGAAAAAAACAACCUUUUCUCUUCUGCUCUUCUGAAGAUUAAUGUCUUAAUACUUUUAGAUAUGGUGUGGUUUGGUUUUUUGAUAUUCACCUACAACGACGACACAUUUAGGUCAUAUCUAAGAUGCUUGUGCCAUAUUGAAGUGUGUGUUGCUGUUCCAAGGUUCUCACUUCAUUUGCAAUAAAUUGGCCGGAGUGGGGUUGGAUUUGUCGUUGAGACACAAAACUUUAUUCUCUCCUAUUUUUUCAUUUUUCUCCAUCCGUUUUCCCCCAAGUUACUUUAAAUCAAAAGCACAUACAUUUGUAGUAAAAAGGUGUAGAAGAAGAAAUAAUAUAAAUGUGAGAUGUAUUACGUCCUCAAAAAACGGGACUUAUUGAAUAUGAAAAGAAGCCAGCUGUUGUGUUGAAAUGGUUUUAACCGUCGCAAGCCCCCGAUAAUUCUUAACGGCGUCAGUUUAGGCAUCGUCGGUCCUCCGUACUGUUUCCAAUACGCUUGGAUGUUGGGUGUUUGCGAGGGCUCAGUGCUUGUACUUAUGUCAGAAUCUUUAUUUUCUAUUAAAAAAAAAAAAGAAAUAAUAACAAGUGGGUCUGUAUGUGAGUCUUGCAUGCCAUUGUUCUUAUCUGUACUGGUGUCCCAAAAAAAAAACCCUGUGUGGCAAGAUCACCCAUUCUCAAACAGACAAGCAGCCCUGCAGCUCUGACCCGGUACCGCCAGCCUCAUCCAAAGAGACUGUACCCACCUUACUUCAAGCCCGCCUCCGAGGAGUCGUCUCUGACCCGCGGGGGGGAGGACGGAGGGGAAGGGACCUGGCUCCCUCCCCCGUCAGUAGCCGCCAUUGCGUCAGUGGCGAAAAAUCCUGUGUGUGAGCUGCUCGUGAAUCCUGCGGACAAAGAACCCCAACCGGAGGGAGGGAGGGAGGGAGUUGAACGGAUGACGAUAAAUGUCAAUGCUCAAGAUCAAUUGCAAAAAAAGCUUGACUCUUGGUUUUUAUUUCUAUUUUCCAACGCUCCAAAUGGAAAGCCCGGGUCUGCAGGAUUCACAGCCCCUGGAGUCACAGGCGUCCCUCGGGAUGCGGAGUCUAAACAGUCCAUAAUGCCAUUGUGUUGCACAGUUAAAGUUGAAUUGCAGAAGUAUCAUAUUUGUAAAAUUCAUGAGAACAAAGACAAUAAAGUUAUUAAGAUUUA